Messenger RNA from Xiphias gladius (swordfish), 2218 nucleotides. It is a transcript of the gene samd10b, whose product is annotated as sterile alpha motif domain containing 10b. NCBI's taxonomy places the organism in Eukaryota, Metazoa, Chordata, Actinopteri, Istiophoriformes, Xiphiidae. Bases 123 to 653 code for a protein of 176 amino acids. Gene Ontology annotation, molecular function: protein binding. The record is from RefSeq and is a predicted model, not a curated record. Gene Ontology annotation, cellular component: cytoplasmic side of plasma membrane. Gene Ontology annotation, biological process: cell surface receptor protein tyrosine kinase signaling pathway. The transcript is spliced from 6 exons.
CAAAUGGCCGUGGACCGACAGACAGGGCGAGUGUGAUCUCGGUUUCUUUUCUCUCGAUUAAGACUUACGAAGAAUGGGAGAGCCCUGUUGACACCACGGAGAGAUACACGCUGAGACCGACUAUGGCUGUGGACGCGGCGUCCAGCUUCAGUUUUUGCCGUGCCUCCCUGGAGCACACAGUGUCUGCUGAGGAGCUGAGCUACCAGCUUCCCCGCCGCGCUGGAGGCAGCAACCUGACCUGGCACGACGGCCGCGGCCAGAAGACAGCACACACACGCACCGUCAAACUACUGCAGCAGCCCGGCACAGAGGGCAUCCAGUUGCGUCCAGGUGAAGCCUUCACUGUGUAUCACACCAGUCCUACGCUGUCCAGUCUGUCCAAACCCGUGGUGCUGUGGACUCAGCAGGACGUCUGCAAGUGGCUUAAGAAACACUGUCCUCACAACUACCUGACCUAUGUAGAGGCCUUCUCUCAUCACGCCAUCACAGGACGGGCAUUGUUGCGUUUGAAUGGGGAGAAGCUAGAGAGGAUGGGAAUCGUCCAGGAGACGCUGCGGCAGGAGGUCCUCCAACAAGUCCUCCAGCUGCAGGUCAGAGAAGAGGUCCGCAACCUACAGCUCCUUAGCAGAACAUCCUUUGGAAACUUCUCUUAGCUCAACUCUGGAUCCAUUUGGCAGCCCUUUCCGACAUCCCCUGUCACAAUACGUCUCUAGGAGCCACGGAAGAGCUGCUGUCUUCAGAUAUGUGAGCGGAGAAUCAAUGAGUGAAAGGGGAGAGGACAAGCCUAUAGACGACAUGCCAACCAGUCUGGAGGAUUCUCAUUCAACACAGCCAAUCUGGUUUACAGACACUGACACAGAGACAAAGCCCCACUCAAGGCAGGGGUACCCACUGUAACAUAGUGAUAAGAUGUAAGAUUCACAACCCUAGUGAUGAUGUAGGCCUGUCACUGGUAUAUGCUUGAUCACGGCAAAUCUCCUUUUGGUUUCCUGCAUCAUUCACUGGACUCCUUGGGCAAUUUCAUCAGAAGCUCGGUAAACACACAGAUUUAUUUUUGACAUAAGCUUCACAUUUUCACAAACAGGAUUCACGGUUUUUCCUCUCUCUUCUGGUUAGGGUCAUUACAUAAAUAAGUCUUUGGUAUGGUUUUACACCACCUAAAUCUCUGAACCCAGUGGGGCUGACGCAUGUAGACGAUUGCUUGAAUUAUGUUGUAAGCACAGAUUUACGUACAUGCAGCGCCACCAUUUGGCCACUGGAUUAAAGUCAAUCUCCACCCCCCUUUGAAACUACAACACCAAGUCUGUUCAGAAGGAAUUAGUGCCGAGGGAUGCCAAUAUAAUCAGUUCCACAGCCACAGGUCACAGUGUAUUUUCUUCUCAGGACUUUAGUUUUGGAAUUGUAGGUUUGGAGGCUCAACAAUAACACUUUAAGCUGAAUGUCAUUCCCACAAUCAAUUUUUGGAAUUGUGACUGAUCUGCAGUAUGUCAACGAGAAAUAUAGAAAUAUAUAUACAGUAUGAGCAUUGUAGAAUAAUAUACAAUUUAAUCUGUGUAUAUUGCAGCAGUACCUUAGUCUUUUAUUAAUACAAUGGAUCCAGAGGGCACAGAGUUAAUGUGGUAAUCACUGACUGUCUAUGCUUAAUAAAGCAAUAAAUCAAGUCCUAAUAGGUGAAAAGGGAUAGCACUGUCUGGGAUAAAUAUUAAGGAAACUUUUUUACAGAGUUGGGAUGCACACUUUUAGUGUCUGCUGAAGGAAAUUUACUGUACAUUUGUUCUUGUUACAGUGGUAGCAUUUGCCAAGCUCAUAGAUUCUGUCUGUUGUGUUUGCUAUACAGUAUACUGUAUGUAAUCUCUCACACACAGAUAGGAAGCGAGGGGACAAGCCCCUGUUGUGUUCUACCCGGUUUCCGUCCCUGAUGUGACACUGUGUUUUCAAAUGCUCGGAAAUCAAGAGACUAUGACAGCUACCCAAAUGCAAGAUUCCCAGUGUGACUGAACUGAGCACCUUUGAUGUCACUCUAGACAGCAGCAGACAGCUAUGUAUGAUGAUGAUGUUUAAGUCACAUAAAUAAAUACAUAAAUAAACUUCCAACAAACACAAACUUACCCUUCCAACAUCCUUCCAUUUGUCCUUUGACAGGCAAUCUUUGGGUGAUGUAAGUAACGGACUGUUAAAAGGGAUAAAACACACUGUAUUAUUUUUUGGAUUACAUGAU